Messenger RNA from Cherax quadricarinatus, 1490 nucleotides. The record is from RefSeq and is a predicted model, not a curated record. NCBI's taxonomy places the organism in Eukaryota, Metazoa, Arthropoda, Malacostraca, Decapoda, Parastacidae.
GGUUACAGAGAGUGUGGGCGAGGAGAAUCCAACCUCUUCACCACCAGCUCAACUACCUCCUCCAACUUCAACAACAAUAACGACAACAGCAGCGAAUCAUUACAUAUAUUUGGCCUUCAAUCAAAAGUGGAAUGAGGUUGAACUUUUGUUUGAAGAUGAUCUUCUUGAAGAACAUCAGGUCUCAACUUGUGGUUCUGAUCAUUAUCGCCAUUUUCAUCUGGUGCUACAAGUUUGACAACAUUGUUCCACUCGCUACGAAACAAGUCUGGCUGGCAUACUCAGACAGCCAUUCUCACUUUUCAAACAUCUUACCCUCAUCUCCAGAGGAACCCUCAUCAGUGACAAUGAACGGGAGUACCGGGUUUGCUGCGGAAGAGGCCGAGACAAUAGAUCUCACGAAAAUGACUCAAUUGCCUCAGAAAUGCGAUUGCAAAAUGAAAAUGAGGAGGAGCCACUCACACACAGUACAGCAGCUGGACUUGGCGUUACCUCUGUUCAACUUAAGUACUAAGGAAUAUUUGAUUAAACGUCACCCGAACUUGCCUGUGGAUUUCUUACACAAGGUGAAUAAGGAAGGAAGCUGCAGCCUCUUACCUUCACUUUUCAGCAUACAGUGGGUGAACAUUCACUGGCAGGAAGUGCGGGUUAACACCAGUACCAUGUUACUCUACUCAGCCUUCUACGACCCCAACCCAGGAGGAAAGCCGUGUGUGAGGUUGCUGGGAGUCACCAGAAGCACCAAGCCUCCCGCUGGUUGGUGUCACCUCUGGUUCAACACACAACAACCACCAGUCGUCACCAGGAUCACCAACACUGACUAUCUGGAUUACCAAACAAGAAACAGCGACCGCCAGAUGCCCUUCCUUUUUACUUGUCCCCUUCCGCCUAAGGUGGCUCACCUUCAACCAGCUGCCGUCUCCCUCGUCCACCAACCCUGCCAACCUGCCACCACCCUCCUCCAGGUGGUGGGAGCCAAGGAGAGAGAGACCUCAGCUUUCCUCAAUGGACAAAAACCCUUCGACCCAGUGAGAGCAGUGAAGGGGUGGGUACCAGCUGUGUGUGGUCCAGCUCUCUACUAUUACCACGAAGACUUCUCCAAGAGAAUGGUGGAGUGGCUGGAGAUCCUGAGGGCGGAGGGCAUUGGUAAAGUGUUCCUCUACGUUACUGACGUUCAUCCUAACUUGGAGAAGGUCCUCAAGUACUACGAGGAUGACGGCUUCCUUCACCUCACUGGUUACUCCUACCCACCACCAUAUAUCAACGAGCCAAGUCUUCGUAGGUUGUGGACUCUUGUGGAGCGGAGUAAAAUGUUCGCCCAGGAGAACAUCUACUUCACUGACUGUCUCCUGCGACACAUGCACCAGUACCGCUUCAUCGCUCACUACGACCCUGAUGAGAUCCCGUUCUUGUUUAAGCACGACAAUUACACCCUCUUCCUUGACCAUCUGCUGGCGACGUAAGUCGCCGUUUUAUCUUAAUGAGCUAAGAGA